This is a messenger RNA of Rotaria sp. Silwood2, 1816 nucleotides long. Lineage: Eukaryota; Metazoa; Rotifera; Eurotatoria; Philodinida; Philodinidae. The record is from the annotation of a GenBank genome assembly.
CGAUCAUUCAAACAAAAAACACAGUCAUUGACUACAAUGAAGUUCCUUGAAGAAUUCUAGGAUGCACGAUCGAAAAAAAACAUCAAUAGAGGUAAAGCAAAAAAGAUUGUUGACUUCAUCUGAAAAAAAAAGUAUUUUUCAAGCAGAAAAUGACGACUAAUUUGUGAAAAAAAAUCGAAGUGAGAAAAAAAAUCAUGACAUUUAUAAAAGAUAAGAUCUCAGACUGUCUUCCCAUGCAUUUAUCUAAAUUUUCAUGCUUUUCACAAAAAUUGAUUUUUCUUGAGGGGAAGGUGGUGGGAUAAAAUAAUUUCAAGGUUCAAAUCUGUUCUAUUUGGUUGUCAUUCAAAUUCAGAACUCGAUAAAUUCAUAGUCGAUAAAUUAGUUAUAAAGAUAUACAAGGAGUAAAUUGUUCAUUAUUUAAAUUAAACUUUUUGUUAUUUUUUCUUUCAUAUAAUCCGUACUCAAAGUCUUGUUUUAUUUUACUUCAUACUCAAAUGAUUUCCACUCUCGUAUGGAGUCUAUGAAACACGGCUCUAUUCGUCACCUACUUUCGUCUAGAUAUUCUACAAGAAAUAAUAUAGUCAUCAUUCGUUUAUGAUAAUUGUGUCCAAUAGUUAUAUAUAAAUUUCAAGAGAAUAGAAUGUUAGCGAAAAAGAAAAAUAUUUGAAUUUAUACAAACUAAAGCAAUCCUUUUUUGAACAUAGUGUAAAAAGAUUUUUUAACAACUAGAGUUGUUCCUUUGUAAUUGUCAAUUUUAAUAAUUCUAUUAUAUUCUUUAAUAUAUUAUAGUUAUUUGAACUUGGUGUUCUGCCUGACGUACCAUUUUCAUCAGCCAUUGCCGAUCGUCUAUCUCCAUCAGAUAAACAAGCAUAUAUACUAGAACGAGGUAGUGUUGCUAUGUUUACAGCUGCACAUCGUGAAAGACUUAAUAUUGUACGGCAUUUAUGUGAACGCAAUAUUGGCAUCAACUAUCAGACAGCAGCAGGACGUACACCAUUAAUGGUAGCAACUGCUCGUGGUUCAUUACGAGUAAUGGAAUUGCUAUUGCAUCAUGGUGCUCGACUUGAUAUUCAAGAUGCAUUUGGACAAACAGCUGAAAGUUUUUCUGUGAUUUUUAAUCAAAAGCAAAGUCGUCGAACGAUAAUACAAUUUAAUUGGAAAAGAAGAAAUGAUAAAUCAAUGAUUCGAGAACGUGAAAGUAAACUUGCUAUGAGUCGACAAAUCAAUAAAAAUGAUCAAGCUAUUGAAGAAGCAAAUCGUCAACGUGAAGAAAGACUUACAUGUUUAGCAGAUCAACGUAAAAAAAGACAAGAACAAAUUGCUUCUCAACAAUUGCGUAUACGUAAAAAGAGGAGUAAGAUUAUAUUACUAUUUAAUUUAAAAAGAAAAACUGUUGUCUUAUCCAACGUGGAUGUGGGGACUUUCCGAAAAUUGAGUUAGCCUUUCUGGAAUUUGUGGUUAUUUUAUUAUGUACUAUGUAUCUGUGCUUCCAAAAAUAGGUGUUUGUCCGGUAAGUAUGCUCUUCGCUGAAAACAAGAUCGUCGAAAACUCACAUCGCCGACUCGACGUGGAAAUUCACCAUAAAUUUCCACGUCGAGUCGGCGAUGUGAGUUUUCGACAAUCUUGUUUUCGACGAAGAGCAUUACGUUCGUUUGUCCUAGUAGAAUUUUAAAUCGUUCAUCCAGAAGAGGAAAUCUAGAUAAAAUACUGAGAAAAACAUUAUUAUACAGUAGUGUGCAAAAUUAUAGGUUCGCAUCAGAUUUUUGAAUUUUGUCGUCCGGUAUGUCCUUAUAAAUGCUUUUAUUAAAGAGUCGAU